AUGGCCAACGAUACAGACUUUGCAGCCAUGCUGCCUACCAUAAAAUGCUCGAACUGCAACAUGAACGUCGAGAUUUCGGCGAUGGGUGAACAUGUUUGCGCUCCACAACAAUCAUCGUCACCACCGCCGUCUGCAGGCAUGAAAACACUCAGACCUGGCCCUCCUCCGCGCAUCGAUCCCACCAUUGCGAAUCAACCCUUCUUGUCACCUACCUACGGGAGUCCCUCAAGCAGUCUCGGAAGUCAUCCGCUCACUCCGCGAAUGUCACCUCUGCGGAGCCAAACUUCCCCGUACCCUUUGACACCCUCGUCCCUCGAGUUCACCGAUGAGGAGAAUAAUCCUGCGCUUACCAUUCGAGCGGCCUUGAGCCCAACCAUGACCACCAAAUCGCCACUUCGCUCGACAACUCUUUCCGAGGUCCCUACGAUUCACAGUGACACAGCCAUUAGGGAUGGAUCGGAGGGCUUGUGUACUCGGUCGCCGUCCAUGGAGAGCAGAAGUACAUAUCGGACGUCGGUGUCAAGUAGACGCUACCGGGAAUCAACGUCGACAUAUUCAUCACGAGGCGUAUCUAUCAGCAUGCCGCGCAGCCCUCGAAACUUUAUGGAUGAAGUGCCUCCUAUACCAACCGGGCCCUUGACAUCAUUUCGGCCCAGCUCACAGAUGAGUAAUGUGGAUUCGAAUCUUUCAGGCAGCCCACCAAAAACGAAGGUAGCUAGCUAUAGUGGCUUUAAUUUUGGCUUGACAGAUGAGCCACAGAGUUAUGAAGAUGUGCACGGAACGUCUCCUCCGAAAGAGAAUGCAUCGACAACAUCGCAGGUGAUGCCGAAUACGGUAGACACUAAUCUCGAUAUCAAUGACAAUUUCCUGACUAGAUGGCCGUCGCAGCCAUCGCCGACCGUUCCUGGCCGGCCCUCACUACCUAGGGAGCCUAGCAUUUCAAGCGAAGCAUUCCCCAAGCCCCCAACUGUAGAGAUCAACCCUCAGCAUGAAGUUCCAAGUAGCUUGCCGACCUCAAACUUCAAUGCCGGUCUUGGAUUAGAUAAGACAGCAUAUCAUGUGACGGAAGGGUCAACGUCGUCAAGCAAUUCCUCUCGUUCUGCGACAGGCAGUGGUAGCUCAAUCUCAAGCCCACCCUCGGACUUUGAUAGGAAACCAUCGGAUUUGACUGAAAUUGACUCAAUGUUGCAAGAACUUGAAUUGGACCAGAAGCAGUCCCCUGUUGAAAGGCAAGCACCGCCACCACCUCUAGACGGCGCGAGUCUCGAACCACCACGUGGAAUGGGCAAUAUCGAUCGUGGACCUGACUCGCCUACCGACCCUACUCUUGUUGGUGGUUCUUAUACAAGACGCAACGUUGAACCACCGGGGCCCAUACCAAAAAGCCCAGUGCGAGAAAAGACACCGGCGGAAUAUGCUCAACAGAUCUCACGACCACCCACUGCCGGUGGUCAAAAGCGUCGUUGUCGGGGGUGUGGACAGGGCAUAGUCGGUAAAUCGGUUUCAUCGGCGGACGGUCGCCUUACCGGACGGUAUCACAAGGCCUGCUUUGUCUGUUUUACUUGUCGAUCGCCAUUCGAAACGGCCGACUUUUAUGUUUUAGACGACCACCCUUAUUGCUCUCAACAUUAUCAUGAACUUAACGGUUCGACAUGUGCUACGUGCAAGCAGGGUAUUGAAGGGCAAUAUCUCGAGACCAUUGAACAUAGUACUUACGGUACCGGUAACCCGCAAAAAUUCCAUCCUGAUUGCUUGACCUGCCGCACCUGUCGCGUUGUACUUCGGGGCGAUUAUUUCGAAUGGAAUGGUCAAGUUUACUGCGAACGCGAUGCUCGACGAGCUGCAGCUAUGUCGGCGCCGCCUCCUAACAGACGACGACCUACUAUGCCUUCAUCACCUCUUGCUGGUCCUCCAGGUUUCCCACCAGGCCCUCCGCCUGCAGGGUAUCGUGGCCCUCCACGCCGAGGCGGCCCAUCUGGUCCCAUGGGGCCAGGUGGUGCUAUGAUGCCUCGCGGUCCACCUCCACCUGGAGGUCGUGGCAUGGGUAGACCACCACCGUCUCCUAGACAAGGUGGUAACUUAGCUCCUCCUGGCGGUGCUCGACGCUUCCCUGAGAGGAGAACGACCAAGUUGAUGAUGGUAUGA
This is a messenger RNA of Talaromyces marneffei, 2145 nucleotides long. RefSeq lists its product as uncharacterized. The transcript is spliced from 3 exons. NCBI's taxonomy places the organism in Eukaryota, Fungi, Ascomycota, Eurotiomycetes, Eurotiales, Trichocomaceae. The record is from RefSeq and is a predicted model, not a curated record. Bases 1 to 2145 code for a protein of 714 amino acids.